AUGGAGAUUUACCAUUGGCAAGGAGCAUCUCCGUGCCUAGAUUCUCGGAGAAGCCGAAAACAAGAUCAACAUUUGGCUAGGAGAAACUCUAUGCUUGGAGUCUUUGAGAAGCAAAAAGAGAGGCUUUGUGGUGGCUCGGAAAAUGGCUUGAGAAUUGCACUUUUGACUAUUAACUACAAUGGAAUGGUUGCAAAUUUCAAUGUCUCCAAUGACAAGGCGAAUGAAAUUCUAAAGUUUGCAAAAAUGUCAAUAACUAAUGAAGUCUUUUCGUCAAACAAUGGAGAUCUACCAUUGCCGAAGAUAAACUCCUCGCUUAGAUUCUUCGAGAAGCCACAAAUAAGGCUUGAUUGUGGCUUAAAAAAUGGCAUAAAAAAUUUUCCCAUGAAUUUUUCCUAUGACGGAAAGACGGCUAGUCUCGAUGCUUCUAUGGAUAAGGCAGCAAAUAUUCUAGCGUUUGCAGAAAGGUCAAAAUUUAAUGAUGUAUUUCCAUCCGGAAAAAAAAUCUCUGUGGAAACAUUAACUGGAGGUUAA
Messenger RNA from Solanum tuberosum (potato), 531 nucleotides. RefSeq lists its product as uncharacterized. The transcript is spliced from 8 exons. Lineage: Eukaryota; Viridiplantae; Streptophyta; Magnoliopsida; Solanales; Solanaceae. The record is from RefSeq and is a predicted model, not a curated record. Bases 1 to 531 code for a protein of 176 amino acids.